CACCGUAAAGACAGCUGACCGUUGGUAGCGUUCCUGGUGGCGUCGCUCUAGUCGGCGCUGACGAAUGGAUCUGGGGGCAUUCCUAGGCCUUGAAGGUUACUAGGCUUGAGUAAGAUAUCCUUAUUCCUCAUCUUCGGCUGAGCUUGCGGCGCGGUAAUAGUAGCUCUAUCUUUAGAUUCACGACUUUAGCAAGGCUGACCGGAUGGUCUGGGUCAUACAUAUUAAUAUGGGAAGUGAGGAACGCGGGCGUUUCGCAUGCCUAUAAAGUAGGGACAGGUCUUGUCUAGUGUUGAAGUGAGAUCUCAAGUCGAUCGUUCAAGCAGAUUAUCACCUUAGAUUGCUCAUUCUGCCAUAUUUACGUCGCCAAUCGGCCUUUCGGAUAGCAAGUCUCUUUUUGCUCCAAAAAUGGUGCUCAAGUCGAAGAUCGCAUCUUUGGCGCUUGUGCUGGCCCCGUCAGUAUGUGGCAAAGCUAUACCGCGUCUCCAGGCGCGGAGGCUCCUAGGGUCGUCCUUCGGAAUCCCAGGAGACAAUGCUACAUUUGACUACGUUGUCGUGGGAGGUGGAACCGCAGGCCUAACCUUGGCCACGAGAUUAGUAGAGCAGAAAGCCGGCAGCGUCGCCGUCAUCGAGGCCGGCACCUUUUAUGAGAUCAGCACGAGUAAUACUAGCCAGGUACCCGCUCUCGAUGGCCUCUUCGCAUCGAGGGGUGAACACGACUGGCAGCCCCUUAACGAUUGGGGGUAUGUAACUACACCUCAGGUGGGCGGUUAUAACGAAUCGAUCCAUUAUGCUCGGGGCAGGAUGCUCGGCGGAAGCUCGGCUCGAAAUUAUAUGGCUUACCACAGGGGCACCGCCGGGUCAUACCGAUUAUGGGCCGAGGCCGUCGGCGAUGACAGUUACACAUUCGACAACUUCCUCCCUUACUUUGAGAAGAGCGUCAACUUUACCGGACCAAGCGAGGCACGGUUUGCAAACGCGACUCCGAGAUACGAUCCGUCUACUCUCGGCGACGAGACCACCGGGCCUCUCUCGGUUACCUACUCCCGGUAUGCCCAAGCUUUUGCGACGUGGGCGACCGAAGGCCUCAGGGCGAUCGGUUUCCCAACCAUCGACGGGUUUCAGAGCGGCAGGCUUUUGGGACAGUCAUAUUGCCUAUUCACUAUCAACGCCGAUACCAUGGUUAGAGAUUCGUCUGAGACCUCCUUCCUUAGACAAGCCCUUAAGUACCCCGAGUACAUGGUAUAUCCGUUAACCAUGGCUAAGAGGAUCGUUUUCGAAGGUAAACGUGCGACGGGUGUCGUCGUUAAUACCCAGGGGGCCGAGUAUAUCCUGUCAGCCAGAAACGAGGUCAUCCUAUCAGCCGGCUUCGUCGGCUCGCCGCAGCUGCUCCUGGUCUCCGGCGUCGGGCCGGCAGACGCGUUGAGGGAGCUGGAUAUCCCCGUCGUGGCCGACCGGCCAGGUGUGGGCCAGGGGAUGCAGGACCACGUCUACUUCGGCAUCACGUACCGCGUCAACGCGCCAACUCUAUCCGCCCUGGAGGACCCCGCCUUCGCCGCCCAGCAGGCCAAGCUAUUCGAGGACAGCGGCGACGGCAUGUACGCGAACCCGACGACUGACGUCCUAGCGUGGGAGAAGGUCCCCGAGCCGCACCGUAGCCGGAUGCAAAACAGCUCCGUCGCGACGCUAGACCGAUAUUACCCGGCCGAUUGGCCCGAGGUCGAGUACCUUACACUCAGCAACUACAUCGGGGCACAGACGGACUCGCGGCGCGGCGCGCCUCGCGACGGGUACAACUACGCGACGCUCGCAGUGUCGAUCGUGGCGCCGCGGUCCCGCGGCACGAUCUCGAUCGCGUCGGCGGACACGGCCGUGCCGCCGAAUAUCAACCCGAACUUCCUCGCCGACCGCACCGACGCGGACGUUGCCGUCGCCGGCUUCAAGCGCGCCCGGGAGUUCUGGCGCUCCGACACGAUGCGCCCAUUCCGCGUCGGCGGCGAGUACUUCCCCGGCGCCAACGUCACGACCGACGCUCAGAUCGAGAACGUCAUCCGCCGUUCUUAUAAUACCAUCUACCACGGCGCGUGCACUUGCGCCAUGGGCCGCGCCGGCGAUCGCCACGCCGUGGUAGAUACGAAGGCUAGGGUUUUCGGUGUCGAAGGUUUGCGCGUCGUCGACGCCGCUGCGUUUCCGCUAUUGCCACCAGGACAUCCCCAGGCGACUGUCUAUGCACUCGCCGAGAAGAUUGCCUGUGACAUUUCUGGCAACUGCUAAAGUCCCCCCAGUUCCGCGCAACCCUUUGCCUCAGAGACGUCUUUUUCCGCCGCGGCACCUUUGUUUUGUCCCGCAACAAGACAGGUCUCGUGCGGUGCGUGGUGGGUGUUUUCGGAUAAUAGGGAGGUGGCUUGUUUUUGUGCAACCAACUGUACAAUUACCCGGGGGGAGCAAUCUGUACCGGCAUAGAUCGA
Molecule: messenger RNA, 2465 nt
Organism: Durotheca rogersii
Lineage: Eukaryota; Fungi; Ascomycota; Sordariomycetes; Xylariales; Xylariaceae
Product: putative glucose-methanol-choline oxidoreductase
Exons: 3
Coding region: 406-2271 (621 amino acids)
Biological process (GO): secondary metabolite biosynthetic process
Molecular function (GO): flavin adenine dinucleotide binding; oxidoreductase activity, acting on CH-OH group of donors
Source: RefSeq, a predicted model, not a curated record